Messenger RNA from Cydia strobilella, 3145 nucleotides. Its product is annotated as von Willebrand factor D and EGF domain-containing protein-like. The record is from RefSeq and is a predicted model, not a curated record. The transcript has 6 exons. Bases 260 to 2284 code for a protein of 674 amino acids. NCBI's taxonomy places the organism in Eukaryota, Metazoa, Arthropoda, Insecta, Lepidoptera, Tortricidae.
UUAUAGUAGAUUAAAACGAAUGGGACUGUGGGAACGUUACAUUUGAAAACCUAGGUGGAUCUGUGGGCAGAGGAAGUGAUACCAACUUAUCGAUAUUGAGGCCAUUUUAUUACCAGCCAGUGACCAGUGCAGUGGUUUAAUAACUUUUUAAUAAUUAACCAGUGACUUGCGCAUUUUUUGUAUUCUUAGUAGCCAGUGUUUUUUUUAAAUAUAAUCCGUCAAGUGUGUUUUGUUUUUCUGUUCGUUUGAAUGUUUCGUGAUGUAUUCUCGGACUUUAUGGAUUUUGUUACUGGUGAUGUGUAUUGACGCGAUAAAGGUUGGAGAUCCUGGAGUUUGUGAAGUGGAAUACGAUGUAUCCGGAACGAGGUCGGAAGAGACAGAAACGGAGCUAGUAUGCUGCGAUUUGUACAAUUGGGACGACGAUACAGAAGCCUGCGUACCAGACUGCGAACACGGAUGCGUAAAUGGAACAUGUGUCGCUCCGAAUCAGUGCGUGUGCGCACCACCGAUGAUCCUGCACAACAGCACCACCCCUAACACCUGCUUACACCCCGUCUGUGACCAACCUUGUAUUAACGGAAAAUGUACAGCCAACAACCAAUGUACUUGCAAUAAAGGCUUCACACCAAUAGAUUUACACACCUGUGUUCCCCUGUGUACCAACUGUACUAACGGUGAUUGCGUAAGUCCGAAUGUCUGCAACUGUCAUAGAGGGUACACUAAGAAAGCUGGUCAAUGUACGCCUCAGUGCAAAAGUGAUUGUAGAAAUGGAUACUGCUCGGAACCUGAUAAAUGCACUUGUAAUGAUGGAUACUUUUUAAAAGGUGAUAAAUGCGAGCCUAUUUGUGAGACAUCUUGCAAAAAUGGCGAAUGUGUAGCACCGAACACUUGUGAAUGUAAACUGGGAUAUAAACCAAAGAACGGAUAUAAAGAAAUAUGCAUACCUAAAUGCAGUAGCGAUUGUAAUAAUGGAUACUGCUCCGGACCUGAUAAAUGUACUUGUAAUGAUGGAUACGAAUUACGAGGUAACGAAUGUCAGCCAGUUUGUAAAAAACCUUGCCAAAAUGGCGACUGUGUAGAACCCAACAAGUGUAAAUGCAAAGAAGGAUAUGAACCUCAAAAUGGACAUAAAGAAAUAUGUAUACCUAAAUGCAGUAGCGAUUGUAACAAUGGACAUUGCUCAGAACCUGGUAAAUGCGCUUGUAAUGAAGGAUACGAAUUACAAAAUAAUAAAUGUCAGCCUGUUUGUGAAAAACCUUGCCAACAUGGCGACUGUAUAGAACCCAACAAGUGUAAAUGCAAAGAAGGAUAUGAACCUAAAAAUGGACAUAAAGAAAUAUGUAUACCUAAAUGCAGUAGCGAUUGUAAACAUGGAUAUUGCUCAGAACCUGGUAAAUGCACUUGUAAUAAUGGAUACGAAUUACGGGGUACUAAAUGUCAGCCUGUUUGUAAGAAACCUUGCCAAAAUGGCAUCUGUACAGCACCGAACAUUUGUGAAUGUAAAAAAGGAUAUGAACCUAAGAAUAGACAUAAAGAAAUAUGCAUACCUAAAUGUAGUAGUGAUUGUAGCCAUGGAUAUUGCUCAGAACCUGGUAAAUGCACUUGUAAUGACGGGUACAAAUUAAAUAACAAUAAAUGUGAGCCAGUUUGUAAAGAACCGUGCAAGAAUGGAAAUUGUGUAGCGCCAGAUACAUGCAAAUGUUUGAAUGGAUUUGAGAAAGCCGGAGAUACCUGCUCGCCUAAAUGUGAUUUGUGUACUAACGGAGUUUGCAAAGCACCUAAUAAAUGUGAAUGCAACGAAGGUUACAAUCAUACAGAUAAAGGUUGCGUCCCAAUAUGCGAAAAAAAUUGCGUCAAUGGCUAUUGUUCAGCUCCAAAUGAAUGCAGCUGCAAUACUGGUUUCACUCAAGAUACAUUAGAUUCUUCUAUUUGUUACGAAAAUUGCGGUCCUGAUAUGGAUUUGAUCAAUGGAACCUGUGUUGUGUCUCUUCCACCAAAUCCGGAAAUGUCAUCAGGAACCACUACGGGGCUGGCGAGUAUGCAGAUGACAUGGAUAGUAGCAGGAGCAAUACUUCUACUACUGAUAGUGCUAGUACUGGUGGUAAUAAGCCGCCUCUACGCUAGGAAACUACCACAGAAGACACCUGACGAUAGUGACGAUGGUCACUACGGCAUCGGGAGCGUUGCGUACACCGUGCCGAACACUUUAUUCCGAAAAAGCGAUCUCACCGAAGAAGAGGAAACGAACGAUGCUCUCUUGGACAGAGGGACCAGUGCUGUUUAGUUAUUAUAAGUAUUAAAUUAGUUAUAUUCAACUUUUUUUCCUCCUCCUCGCUUCGUUCCCCCUCAGUGCUGAGGGUAGUCAAUCUUUUUUUAGAAGGCCCCUAAGAAUUGCCUUGUUGCCCCGGGUAGCAAGAUGAAAUUACUUAAAUGGCAAGGAUCUAUACCAGGAUUACAAGAUCACCUGACGGGGGAAAAUUUUACGUACAAAUAUUUAUUUCAGUAUCGGUAAAGCAUGUUGAUUCAAAAUGAAACGAAAUGUUGUUGAUGGGGAUUUUCAGAAAAAAAGUCCUUUGUUUUUUUUUUCGAAUUUUUUUUUAAUUUUUUCUUUAUUUUUUCGAAUCGCCAACAUGACCAUUGGAGAUCCGCGCCAAUGUAUUCAAUAGACAUCGUGAUUCUGAGUAGAAAUAACCCAAACGUUAAUGAUUUUCCGAACAAACUAAAUGGUACACUUUUUUUCUGAAAAUUCUUUAAUAGUAGUUAAACGUAAUUACUUAUAUAAGUAGAUUAUAUUAAGGGCCCCGGCAAGCUCGGUUCUCCAUACAAACUCAUUUUAAAACUAUUAGCUAGAUUGCUCUGAAACUUUGUACUUACAAUAGGAUAAGGUAUAUCUAUGCCUGUAAUUAGUUUAUGUAGCUUCUGAUACCAUAAUUAAAAAAAUACAGCAAAUUUAAAUUUUUCGUACAAAAACUUGUUUUUCUACUAUUCCGUUUGUUCUAUAAACUGGAGCUAUAUGAACUAAUUACAGACCUAGAUAUACCUCAUGUCAUUGUAUGUGCAAAGUUUCAUUACAAUCCAGCACGUAGUUUUAAAAUGAGAGCGGAACUACUUUUAAUAUGGGAAGGUGUAAUUCGGCCGAGCUUGC